AUGAUUAGCAAGAAUUUCAGACUUAAUUCAGGCAUCAAAAGUAAGAAUUUGAAUUAUAUAGUACAGUAUGUAUAUAAUGUAUGCAGUUUCUUACUAUGUAGGUCUUUAGUUUUAAUUGCAGCUUGAAGUAGAACCAGCUACAUAGAUUGUAUCUUGGUCCCGAACAGGAUAUUCUGUAAUUUUCCUUCCACAGAAGCAUUAAAAAGUGUGCCUCAGAAUGUGUGCCACAUCUUACAAUGAUGACAAAUCCUGAUAGAAGUCAUAGAAUGAUAGUUUCUGAUUAUGCAACUGAAACUUUUGUAUUGUGUAGAAACAAUUCUAUGCAAGUUAUCUGUCUUAGCCUGAGUUAUUGUGCCCACUUCUCCGGAAGUAAGCCCCAUUGCGUUCAGUGAGUUCAUGUGGUUGCUUUUACAGUAUUAGAAUCCCAAUGUAUGUAAAAACAAUUGUUUUCUGGUGUGUAUUUUGUAGGCCAUGUUGCUUUAGUUAUAUAGUUUCCAAUUUGUUUCUGGGCCCAAUUAAAUGAGCUAAUGUUGACCUAUAAAACAGUAAAUGACUUGAGGCCAGGGUUUGAAAGGCCACCUCCUCCUUUGUGAAUCCACUUGUAGAAUAUAGUCUUCUGAGACUUUGUUUUAUGUACCACCACCUAAAGAAUAAAAGUUGGUGGAAGCAUGGCACAAAGCAUUCCAGUUGUGGAAUUUCCACUUAAGAAAGGUGAGAUUGGCCCUAUACAGUGGUACUUCGGUUUUCAAAUGUAAUCAGUUCCGGAAGUCUGUUCAAGUUCCAAAAUAUUCAAAAAACAAAAACUGAAAGCGAAGCCUCAAAGUGGAAAACUCAAAAUGGAAGCUGCAUUUCCUGUUCAACUUCUGAGGCGCAUUCGAAAACCGAGGCAUUUACUUUCGGGUUUUCGGUGUUCCAAAAUCAUAGCAUGUUCUCCAUUGGGGUUUGUAGUUAAUUCCUGCAGGUUGUCUCUUUGUCCCGAAUUGAGUGCAUACAUGAUAAAUUGGUCAUCCAGCACUUCACAGUAUAUGCGGCUCCUAACAUUGCAAAUGGUACUUUAGAAAUGUUAGGCAUUGUAAGGAUCUUUGUAUGCAGUACAUUGAUGAGAUGACUGUUGUUCAUUCUAGGAUGGUGUAGUUGUGGAUCGAUAAUUAAAAAUGUUACGAUUAAUUGCUUUAUUCUUGGGAAAUGUGAAACUCCUACUAUAGCUAAAUUCAGCACACCCAAGGAGCUAUGAUUUUUAUUAUAAGUGCAUUCUUGUUUCUUACUGACAAAAAAAAGACAGUUUUGAAACUGCACAAUUUGGCCAAGUCUUCUAUAUAUGCAUGGUAUGCUUAUAAGUGAGUCCUGCUGCUAAUCAUGAUGAAGACACUGCAAAUGACAACUGAUGCACGACAAGUGCUAUAGAGUGCAAGUCUGUAGCCUGUGAGGUGUCCCCAAACAAAAUAGUGGUGCCAACCUUGGUUUAGCUCCGUUGUCUUGCACAUUUGCAUGAUCCUAUCACGCCAUGUGGUGCAAAUGAGGCGCACAAGCCUGAAGAGUUGAAUAAUCGUGAUUCUUUUUCUACUUUGGAUAUCUUUUCAGGGCUGUUUCACCUUGUUCUAGCCCUGGAGCAAAUUAAGUGUACAUGGUAUGGUCAUAAGCCAGGCUCUCCAUUGCUCUAGUGUUCUCUUCUAUUUCUUUGAACUGCAUUUCCUUUCUUAUGCAACCCCUAAGACUUGAUGGUGAUGCAUUUCUUCUUAAUUCUUAGUAACAUAACUGUUGAAAGUAAUCAAUUCAGGGUGAUAAGUACCUGGGUACUCCAUAUCCUGAAAUUUCUAUCUCUGCCCCUCCCUCCCUCUCCCUCUCUCUCUCUCUCUCUCUCUCUCUCUCUCUCUCACACACACACACGUGUAAUAUGGGCUCACCCUAUUCUUCUGAUUAUAAAUAGUUUUUUAUAGUUUUGUAAACCGCUCUGCAAAUUCAGUUAAUAGUUAUAGAAAUUAACUCAUGCAGUCAUUAACAGCUUUUAAGUGCUUUUCAACAUAGACUUGGAAACACAUCAAAUAUAGCUUGCUGCUUACAAGAUGUUAGGGCCCUCGCGCUCCACUGACAACAUCCAUGCCAUUAGAUAGAUACUUAAUAGAAAACCCCCUCCACUCUUGCUUUUGAAUUGUGUAGUGUAGCUGGUAUGAUGACAUGACUGAGCUGUAGUAUUUUCCGGAAAGUGGUGACCUUCAACUCUAGAGCUGUGAGAUGCAGUUUAAAUGAUUGCACCCAUGAUUGUAUGGAUUGAUGUGGAAUAAAAUUAAACUUGGGCGACAUUUUAUUGGGUUGUCAACUUUGAUUGUAACCUGAUAUGCUCACUCUCCCUAGAGUUUACAGUUUCUAAUGAUGAGGACUGUUUUAUUUCAAACUAGAAAUAAAAGCAACAAAAAAAAUUUAAAACUGUUUUUGUUUAUACUAGGUUAGAUCCAGACUUGAUUUUCUGUGAAUGGAAAGCUUGCAGAAGGGACUGGAUGCAGUGACUGCCCUUAAGAAUAUGAAGGGUGGGAAGCAACCUGGUUGUCAAAUGACUGUAUACUGGGGUGCAUUUUAGCCUAUGCUUGUAUUAAAACUACUACAUGAGCUUGGCCUUGGCAUAGCGAGGUGUGAGAUAGUGGCAUAGUGAAAAUGAGUGCAGAUUUUACUUUUUGUCAGUUGGCCAGAGAAACUCCCUUGUAAAACUUCCAUAUUAUACAUGAAAUCCAUAAUUAAUGAAGUGCUGAAGAUGAAGAUGGCUAUCAGAUAUUCAGCAACUGAAUAUGAACUGAACUGAAAAGGAACUGUCACAUACUGUUGCUCAGCAGUUAAGAUCAUUGUAGCCUGUAAAAGGGCUGAGCAACUUUGUUCAGUAUUGAGGGUCACAUAAAAAUGGAAGUUGGAAUACAUACAGUAUCUGAAGAUUCAGAAAACUGUUAAAUGCUAGAUAUGAUGUAUAUAUAGAUUACGGUAAUACCAAGCACUUACUCUGGGGUAGUCAGGAAUUGGUACUGUCAUUUGAAAAUCCUCAUUUUCCAAUGAUAGAAGGGAAUGUUCUUCACUGAGUUGCUGCAAAACUGACUUGUGACAUGCCUUUUGUGGUAGACAGCAUGCCUCUCUUCAGUCUUUCUGCCUUUAACCUAGCAGACAGGCUAAGCUCAAAAUAUAUCUGCCCAUAUAAUAAAAAUGUAAUAAUCUCACACUGCAGUUUGCUUGACUAUAGAUAAGUGGCAAUCCAAAAUACAGUGUAUUGGGAGGUGAUGGAUAUGUAGCUCAUAGAGGGAUUCCCAGAACAGGCUGCAGUGGUCUUCCAGCCCUGCUAGCUUCUUCACCUGUCAGUCUCAGGGCCCAGGAUCCAGAUCCACAGGCCAGCUGGUGCUGCUACUGGCCACUUUCCUUGUCUGUGGCUGAUGUUGAAAUCUGGUGCCAUGGAUUGCUAUAAAGAGUGGCAGGAGGAACUGUUUCCGCUUGCUUCUGAAUUUGUGGUAGCAAUAACAGCACCAGGAGGUGAAAAGCAAGGAGGAAGGCACACAGAAGCAGUGGCUUCUUACGGAACUUACAGAGAAAUCCUAACUCUUUGUUUCCUUACAGGCGAGUCCUGCUGAAUUAAGUGGGACUUUCCCAGGUAAGUGUGGUUAGAAUUGCUGUCUAAGACAUUAACAUUGCUGGUGUUAAAAUCUUCACUGACUCCCAGUUUAUUUCAGUGCUUUUCCAAGUACACUUGGUGAAUAGCUCUUUAAAUUUGUGUUUGUGUAGCUGUGAUUCUUGAAUGUUAUUGUGGUUCUUUUCACUUGUUAAGUUUAUUUUGGGAUAUUAAAGUCUUACUGCAAGAUAUGUGAUUAAAAAUAUAUAUCCUAUAUUUCCCUUCUCUGAUAGGUAUUUGCCAUGAGGUGUUGAAGCCUUGUUUUCACUGAUUUGGAGAGACUGGACCUAAAUGGCGCAGCAUGACUUUGCUCCAGCCUGGCUUAAUUUUCCUACUCCACCAUCAUCAUCAAAGGUCUGUUCUUACAGUUCAUUAUGAGUAUCAGCACCAACUUACCGUUCACCUUUGAAAUUAGCAGAGGUUGUGUAAACCAUUCAUUAGUAUACUAGACUCAGUAAUGCAGCUACUGUUAGAUCCUGGACUUAAUGAUGUAAUGACUCCAACCCUUCUCCCAUCCUCCCCCCCCCCAUGCUUUUCAAAGGUUUUUAUAUUCAAGAGAUAUUAGAACAAAAAUCUCAAAGAAAAACUUUUCCAAAAGGGAGACUAAAUUUCGCAAUUUAAACAGAUCAUGCCAUCAUGAUAGUUAUUACUAUUUAUUAAAUUUGUAUACUGCCCUAUGCCCGUAGGUCUCAGGGCGGUUGACUGCAGCAAUCAAAUGUAAUUUGCCUCUGCUGCCCUAAUAGUAAACACCACAAUUAACUUGGGAAUAAUCACCAAAAGUGCAUGCCUGGCUCACCUCCUUUUGACUGUAAAAUUCAUUUAAAAUAAGCAAGCAAGCAAACAGGCAAGAAAAGUGGUCAGCUGGUGCUGACCCUAUCUUCUUCCAGAUUUUUCUGGGUUUUUUUGUUUAAAAUCCUAUUGGUGUAUGCCUCUCUUUGUAAAAAUAGCCUAGUUUAAAUGAAACAUUAUUAUGAUACAAGCAUGUUAAUAGAACUUUGCCUUCCUCGCUUCCACCCCUGCAGCUCUCCACACAUCCUCAAAACCCGCUCUAGCGGGUUGGGGAACUCUGGAGCAGAUUUUGGGAACGCAAAGCCCCAUUCUGUUAGCAGCAGUCCAUUCAUGUAAUGCUCAGAUCUGCCCAAUAAUUUAUUGCUCUUUUUUAUAUCAUUGUUUCGCAGUAACAGCUAUGUAAUUUGGGGUUUUGUGGUGUGUGUGUGUGUGUGUGUGUGUGUGUGGUUGGCAUAAGUGUCAACCCUGUUUAUCUCAUCGGCUUGGAUCCAGAGAUUAUUUUUUUUUGCACAAGUGGAAAUUGCUUCCCCUUGAACAAAGUAGAUCUGCCUGAUUUGUCCAGUUUCCCUUUCCUGACUCCUUUGUCCCAUUCCACUCCGUUCCAGGGGUCUAUCAAUCUUCAGUCAAAACAUUUGGGUCUAGGGAGGAGCCAGAAAAACUGAUGUGUGAGCAGAGUUCCACUCCAUUGUCUCUGGAUCUUACCCAUAGUGUUUUGCUGGGAAAAUACUUGAUAAUUGCCGUAUUUUUCCAUGUAUAAGACUAUAUUUCCCCCCUAUUUUUUCAAGUUUAAAAUUGGGGGGGGGGGUCAUAAAAUUGGGGGGGGGGGGUCAUCUUAUACACGGACCGAGCAUAUGGGAGAUUUCUUUAUUUGGAGUCCCAAAAAAUAGGACUCGUGUUAUACAUGGGGGUGUGUUAUACAUGGAAAAAUAUGGUACUUGACUGGUCAAAUGCCCCCAAAAGAUCACCAUGGUUUAAAAGAAUAAGUCAUAUGUUGUGUUAAUGUGGACUUUGCAGUGGACCUGACAUCCAUUUAGAGACAAAGCUCACUAUGUUCUCGUCCUGCUUAUACUUGCCAUUUACAUGCAAUUGAAAAUGAGUAAAUUCUCUAACUAUGAAUAAUCAAACUCUACGGGACGCAGGUGGUGCUGUGGGUUAAACCACAGAGCCUAGGACUUGCCGAUCAGAAGGUUGGCGGUUCGAAUCCCCGCGACGGAGUGAGCGCCCGUUGCUCGGUCCCUGCUCCUGCCAACCUAGCAGUUUGAAAGCACAUCAAAGUGCAAGUAGAUAAAUAGGUACCGCUCAGGCGGGAAGGUAAACAGCGUUUCUGUGCAGUGCUCUGGUUCGCCAGAAGUGGCUUAGUCAUGCUGGCCACAUGACCCGGAAGCUGUACGCCGGCUCCCUCGGCCAAUAAAGCGAGAUGAGCGCCGCAACCCCGGAGUCGGCCACGACUACCGUAUUUUUCGCCCUAUAGGACGCACUUUUUCCCCUCCAAAAAUGAAGGGGAAAUCUAUGUGCGUCCUAUGGGGCGAAUACAGGCUUUCGCUGAAGCUUGGAGAGCGAGAGGGGUCGGUGCGCACCGACCCCGCUCGCUCUCCAGGCUUCAGGAAGCUAUCAGCAAGCCUGGGGAGCCCGCUGGAGUUCCCGCAGGGCUCCCCAGGCUGCGGAUAGCAGCCUGUCGCCCGGUGCGUGGGGCGCCCUGAAGCUGAGCGCCCCGCGCGCCGGGCAGACAUCCACAGCGUGGGGAGCCCUGUGGAUAGCAGCCUGCCGCCUGGCGCGCAGGGCGCCCUUAAGCAGAGCGUCCCUCGCGCCGGGCAGACAUCGGCCAGCCCCACAAGCUCGGGGGACAGCUGGGAGGCACAGCACUGCCAUACCGCUGUUCCCCGACCUGGUUUUGGGGGGGAAAUAAAGGAACCCCCUCAAAAAACUAGGUGCGUCCUAUGGGACGGAGCGUCCUAUGGGACGAAAAAUACGGUAGCCCUAAUGAUCAGGGGUCCCUUUACCUUUACCUUUACCUACAAAUCAUGCAGCAUGGAUGACUUGUAGAGAAAUCAUUUUGCCUAGCCUUCAUUUCUUGACAUUUAUUGGAGCUUGAACCUGUGCACACUUACUGAAAUGUGGGACUUAUUUGAAAAGUAAAUGUACAUUUUAAAUCUGGUGUUCAUCACAUUGGGCAGAAUCCAACUUUGUACAAGUGGAGCUCUACUCAUGCAGUGGGAUUUCUGCCUUCCUCUCCUCCUGCAGCCUUCUAUCUGCACCCUCAAGUCGGCUUCAGGACCCUCUGGAGCAAAAUUUGAGGGGCCUGUAAGAGGAAGUAGAGGAGGUGAAGUCUGAUGUGUGAGUGGCUUUGAAUGUAAUGUAUUGUUUUUAUUCACUCUGACUUGUUCUGGACAUGAGUUCUUGGUAUUUGGUCUGACUGCAAAACGACAUCAACUGCAUUAUUACAGUACAGGCAAUGGAUGAUUUUUGUGUGUCCAAUUGAUGUGCAUCCGUACACACACACAUUGUGGCAACCUGGACGUGGCCAUUGCACCCAAUGACCUGGAAUGCAACCCCCAUGCAAAUCAGGGGUGGGGGCUGUGUCACUCAAGUGACUGGUGAAUGUAAAUAUAUGUUUUGUAGUGCUCAUUUGUUUCUCAUUGACCUUAUCUUAACAUUCAUGUAAAACCUCAGGCGGGAAUGGGUGAAGCAAACUGGAAAUAUAUGUAGAGUAGUUUUAGCUAAAAAUGACUUUCUGGUUGCAACUUACCUACUUCGAAAUAUGUGUGGUGUGUAAAGAAACAACCCCCCCAACAAAACCCAGAAAAGAUCUUGCUGUGUAAACCUUUAAGUGAAAAUGCCACCUAGAUUCUGUUUGCAAGAUGUAAUACUUCUCUGCCCCCGUUCUUUGGUAGCAACUUGUUUUCUACCUUGCAAUAGUGUAAAGAUCAAUAAUAGCUUGAAAGCUUGAAAUCAACCAAACUUUUAACAACUCACUUUGCAAUAUCAGCAUUCUUGAUGGAACACUAGCUCCACCAUGUGCUGAAAUUGCAGACUGCAUGUUUGCACUUAGGUGCAAGAUUUCAUGAAACUUGUAUCAAAAUAGUAACACAAGGUAGCAGAUCUUUCAGUGACUUGAACAGUUGUACCUUGGUUGAUGAACACCUUAGCAGUUGAAUGUUUUGGGUCCCGAACGCCGCAAACCCGGAAGUGGGUGUUCUGGUUUGCGAACAUUCUUUUGGAAGCUGAAUAUCUGACGGGGCUUCCGCAGCUUCCGAUUGGCUGCAGGAAGCUCCUGCAGCCAGUCGGAAGCUGCACCUUGGAAGUCAAACGUUUUGGAAGUUUAACGGACUUCUGGAACGGCUUCCAUUUGGCUUCCAAGGUAUGCCUGUAUAGGACAUACCUGAAAGAAUAGGUGGUCAUGAGGAUGAAAAUGCAGGAGGUUACAAAUAGUUGGCAGUCUUAGCUGGUACAGUGGUACCUUGGUUUAAGAACAGAUUAAUUUAUGAACAACUUGAAUUAAGAAUGCUGCAAACCUGGAAGUAGGUGUUUUGGUUUGUGAACUUUGCCUUGGAAUAAGAACAUGUUUCGCUUCCUGUUGAGUGUGUUCCAUUUGUAAAUUGAGUCCUCCACUACUAUGGGAAAGCACACCGUGGUUUAAGAAUGCUUUGGUUUAAGAACGGACUUCUGGAACGGAUUAAGUUCGUAAACCAAGGUACCACUGUAUAGCUUUGUAUAGCGAUAACAAAGAACGGUGCCAUAGCAGUAUGACUUUGCUACUGUUUAAUUUGCCCUGGCUCACAGUUUCUUUUAGAGGUAAAUUAAAUUUUGUCAUUAUCUUUAAAAGCCUUUACAGUUUCGGACCCAGUUGUUUCAAAAGAUUCUUUAGCUUGCCAGGUGAGAUAAUAAGUUAGAGACCCUGUGCUUUGUCUCAUCAUCAUUGUGUAGGUGAGGCUAUAUGGUAGGACCUUUUUGAUAGUGGAGCCUAGGCUUUCAAACUUGCUCACCUAGGAAACCAGUUUGCUGCUCAUCUUACAGAUACUGUAUUCUAAUAGUUUAAAAUUGUGCUUUGUGAGAUGUUUUUACUGUAGAGCAGUUUCAUUCUUCUGGUUUGUUGUGCUUAUUAGGUUUUUUUUGCUGCUUAUUUUUAUUUAAAUACAUGUAUAUACUUACAAUGCAUUUUAAUGAAGUUUCUUUAUCUGUAUACUGCCUUAGAGGCUUUUUGAAGAAAAGCAGUGAUAAAUAAAUAUAUGUAAAUACAGACAUGCAAGUACAGACAAAUAUAUUUCAUGACAGUUAUACCUGGCAGCUACAGAACGCAGGUAAAAUGGCAGAGUGCUGCUUGUCAGUUGCUCUGGAAGUUUAUAAUGACUUUAUCCCACCUUUACUCUUGCCCUUUUAAAAUGUGGUUUUUUGGGGGGGCGCUAUUGGGUUGUUUUUAUUUUGAUUAUGUAUUUUGUGGUUUUAUAUUUUGAUUUUAUUCUUAAAGCCGCCCUGAGACCCCCGGGUAUAGGGUGGUAUAUAAAUGAAGAUGAUUUAUUUAGUGUUGCUGUUGUAGACCUCACAUAAUAUUUGUGUUUACUUUUAGUCAUCACUGAAUUUUGAGAAGCAUUCCGACAGCUUUUCAUGGACAGAGAACCGUUAUGAAGUUAACCGUAGGCGACACAAUUCUUCUGAUGGAUUUGAUCCUAGUAGUGGUCGUUCAAAUGGAGGUUUGUAUGUGUUUAAUCCUCCAGAUACAGUGUAACCCUAUUUUAUUUUUACUGUUUUUUAAGUGUUGAGCCGCUCCUAGUUCAUAAACCCUUUGAACAGUUCACUGUGUAAGCUGAAAUUGAUAUGGGUGACUGUAUUGGCUAAACUGAAAACUCCAUGCAGCACAACUACAGAAUUGCUCUUUGGAUGAAGAGUCAUAGAUUGUGCAUUAUCCUCUGUAGUAUAGCUAUAGGAGGGUGAGCGACACUUGGAUGUAUUUUAUAAAAUUACCACCCCAAAUUUACUUUCCAGUAUUUGUAUAUUGCAUAUUACUACACCAAGAAAAAACAAACUUUUUCAAAGUUGCGAUGAGUUUUUUUGCAUGUUCAUUGUCCCUUCUCUAAUAGUUUAAAGAAAAUUUAUACAUUAAAAUCCUGUGCUGGAUUGCCUAUUUCCAUUCUUUUAUGGGUGAUAAAAAGGUACCCCUGCCCGUACGGGCCAGUCGUGUCCGACUCUAGGGUUGUGCGCCCAUCUCACUUAAGAGGCCAGGGGCCAGCGCUGUCCAGGAGACACUUCCGGGUCACGUGGCCAGCGUGACGAAGCUGCUCUGGCGAGCCAGCACCAGUGCAGCACACGGAAACACCAUUUACCUUCCCGCUAUAAGGCGGUACCUAUUUAUCUACUUGCACUUAAGGGUGCUUUCAAACUGCUAGGUGGGCAGGAGCUGGGACCGAAAGCUAUGGGUGAUAGCUUCUGUUUAUUCUUUUGAAAUUAAUACUUCUGCUGCAGUUCACUUAUUACACAACAUACUUUUGUCUUUUUUCAACACUACUCCUCUUAGAUUUUCUGAGUGACUAACCAUGGGAUCUUAUUCUAAUUUUUAAUAUCAUCAAUCAUUUCAAUUAUUUCAGUUCCUAAUUUACAGUUCCACCAAACUUCAGUUAUUUUUAGUGUGCUGCAUUUUUAUUUUUUUCUGCAAAGUAAAUUUUUUGGAAACUGCUUGUAACUUUGCCAUUUUAAAAUCCAAGGGCAUUUGGGAAGAAAAGAGAGAAAUGGCUGGCGUUCACAAGGUAGAAAUGGCACUGAAAACACACAUCACAGAGUGGGAUAUCAUAGCGGAGGUUCACGUGCUCGCGCCAGUAGCUUUCAGUCUGGAAAAAGCCAAGGGUUGCAUGAAAAAAAUGCACCGGAAAGUGAGACUCUGAAAAAGGAAGACAAGGAAGAACCCAAACAAUUUGAAGCCGAAGAUUUUGUAAGUUAAUCAUAAUGAACUCAUUUACUCGCAGAAGUGAAUCAUUUAUGUGCUUUCAUUGAGCUUUAAUCAAGACCUCCAUUGGUAGAAGUGCACUCCUGACCUUUACUUGACAAUGGGAAUUUGGUGUCAGUGCUGAUAGGUGCUGAGAGCAAGUCCUCACUGGGAUCAGCUACAGUAGGGAGUUCCCAUUUGGGAACUUCUUAGUACAGCCAAUCUGGUGAAAGCAGGGGCUUGCAGUCAGCACUGAGCCCUACUUUCAACAGGGAUCUUAAUUUUCAGCCUGGGUUGAGUUAUUAUUUCAGGGAGGUUCCAGAUGAUUAACAGGUGAGUGGCCUUGCCAGCCUGUGAAAAUGGCCUGUGUGGUGUAGGUGACAUCAGGAUCUGGUCUGCCAGUGGGAUUCUGUUCCCAAACCCUGCUUUACAGCCUCCCUGGAGUGAGAUGGAAAGUAAAGAUAGCAUUGGAUAUUGCAUAGUGAUGACUUUGAACCCCAUAUCCUUGGGUGACCUCUAUUGGUGGUUUUAUGUAGAUUUCAUUUUGUUAGGUUUCAUUGAGUGAUGCUGAAAUAAGACUCAGCACCCUCAUUGGUAAACAUCAUUUGCCAGAUCUGAAUCAUCUCUCUAAAUUGUAAUAUUUAUGAUCUGGCACGUUAAAUUUUAAAUAUUGGAUAUUUUCCAGCAGCUCUUAAAUCAAACUGUAUUUUGUUUCCCCCCUUCUUUUCAGCCAUCCCUGAAUCCUGAAUAUGAGAGAGAACCAAACCAGAAUAAAUCAUUAGCUGCUGGUGUUUGGGGUAAGAGCAUUGGGCUUUAAAUUUCAGUAAAGCUUUUUGUGUGUCAUUUUGUUAGAAAGUGCCUUUGAAGUGAUAUUUAUUGUUGUACUUUAAGUCAGCUAUACUUUGUGAUGCUGUUUGAUUUUUGUGAUGCAUUUAUUGAGCAUUGAAAACUAUCAGAAUAAUGUGGCUGUGCUGCUUAUAAGGAGUUAUAAUGUGUGCACAAAAAAUAGCCACCACGUGUUAGUGUUCCUGAAACCAUGAUGGCUGUGCAUUGAUAGCGAAAAUUUCUGAUGCAAGUGGGGCCUGCAGCAGAAUGUUACAGUAUAUGUAUGCCACCUAACAAGAAUUAGGUGUCAGCCAGCUGUGCCCUCCCAGGAUAGUCCAUUCCGUGCUCCAUUCUGUUUUUAUUUUCUAACUAUCAUGCAGCAUCACAUGGCUACUAAGCAUGCUUGGUUAUUCUUGGGCCAUGAUUUGGGUUUUUUCUCACCUUAGGUUUUGUAUUUAAUUUUUUUUGUACUUCACAAAGACUUUGGGGUUCCUUCAAGUAUGCUGAUGCCUCCCUCUUUUUAAAAUCAUUUUGUUUUGUUUCAUGUCCUGCUGGCAGUCUUUUUUGGUGGGGUCAAGAUGAUGUUCUGUGCCUAAAACUGUUGGGACUGUUUUAAAUACUGUCUCUUCUUAGGUCAGACGGCUUCUUUCAGUUUCAUGGUACCUGGUUAUAAACAUGAACACUUGUUUUGCUAUGAUGAUCUACAGAGUGUAAGGAGAACUGUACCACCUGAGCCUCUUCAGUGUUUUCCUCCUGAAUUAAAAAAUAUCAAAGCAAUAUAUAAGAUUAAACUUUUGUUUCUUUGCAGAAUAUCCUCUGAACCCAAAAUCUAGAUCUCCACGAAUGCUGGUUAUAAAAAAAGGCAGUACGAAAGAUUUACAGAUAUCUGGAUUCCCUGUAGCAGGAAAUAUUCAUUCACAGUCAGUCAAGAAUGGAACUGGUACAAGUGUCUAUAAAGGUUUAGUUCCUAAACCGGUCAUUCCACCUGCAAAGGUAAGAUGCGUAUAAGUAACGUGUCUUGGAGGAGGGGAUUGCAGAUUGUUUUGUAAUGUUUUUCAUUUUCUGUGUUAAAGCAUCACAUGUAAGACACAUAUUAAACCAAAAUAAAUGCAACCCUGUUUACUCAUUUAUCUCUUGUACCUCUCUCUGUUUCUCAUUGCCUUCUCUUUUUCAAAAUUUAGAUUCCAAGCUUCUCAAGGAAGGGGCCAACCCUUCUCUUCAAUUAUUAUUAUUAUUAUUAUUUGCAUAUAUUGUCGUGUAGACUGUUGGUGCUAUAUAAACAUGUUCAGGUUCUUGUCAUAAACAUUAAAUAAUGUAAAGAAUUUAGUUUAUUAACCUGGUCAAAAUUAUUCAUCAUUUUGAUUUAUUUAGACAACACAGUGGAAAAGCCAAACAAAAGACAACAAACUUGGCCCUCCAUUUCCUCAUGAUUCUCCAUACGGUAUUGGAAACUUUAGUGCUUUCAAAUCUACUGCUAAGGCUGUUGGAUCACAGAAUUCAGUGAAAGAGGUAGAAAAAAAUUGGUUACUUCUUUUAUUUGGGGUAUUUCUAGUUUUGAGAAGCUAUGUUUCAUGAACUUGUGAUUUUUGAGAAUUAAAUGGAAACCUGAAACUAUAUUUAAAUAAAACAGAAAUACUGGCAGCUGAACAAAAUGAAAGAUUGCCAUGAAGUGUUUCUUCAUCUCAGUGUUGUGUGUUUUUCCACCUUAGUGUAAUCGAUCAAAUUCCUCAUCUCCAGUUGAUAAACUUGGCCAGCCUCGCUUAACCAAAUUGACUCGAAUGCGCACUGAUAAGAAGAGUGAAUUCUUGAAGACACUGAAACGGGAUCGAGUGGAAGAGGAGCAUGAUGGGCAAGAAAAGGUACUGUACUGCAAAUUUUGUACAGAGGGUCAUGUGUGUUUCAUUUUUUACAACAGAUGACUUUCAGCUUACGUGGGGGCUGCUUUCUGAGGAUAGUGCAUAAAGCCAAAAUUGUCUAUAGUCAAUGGGUUCAGUGGUGGGUGGGAUUGCCAGCAUCUUCUUUAAGGCUUGUGAUGCCAUGUUGAUCAUAAAGAGUGACGUAAAAUGUAGAUAAGGAUUGUCUUAUAUUGGGAAUCUACUUAAAGGAAUAUCUUCCAUAGUGAGCUUAGCAUAUGUUGGUCAUCAGAACUUACUGACUCUAUCUUAUGUAGCUUAAAAUUAAGCUGUUUUAGUGAGUCCUGUACCACACACCAAAAGUAAACAAAGGUACUUUGUGCUUCACAAUUCAGAGGUAACAGUCUCAUUAGUCACAAUGUCUAUAUGCUCUCCCCAGAAUUGGAGGCAGUGUGCCCCUGAAAGACACUUGCUUGGGUGGGAGCAACAGCAGCAGAGUUCCGUUGCACUCAUGUCUUGCUUGUGGGUUUCUCAGAGACAUCUAUGGCUUCUGUGGAAAAUGGAAUGCUGGACAAGCUCUAGCAGUGCUCUUCUACGGGCUUAACUUCCAGUGGGAUGCAAUAUGUAGGCUUGUUGUGUCUUUUUAUAUUCAUGCAAAUCAUGGACAAUUUUUUUUGGAAUUUACUCAAAUAUGUGACUUCUUUAACAGGAUGAUGAUGAUGAAUUUAAUUUACAUAACAGCAACAAUGGUCACGAAGAGAGGGACAUAAACCGAAACUUUGAAAAUGAAAUUCCUCAAGAAAAUAGAAAUGCUAUAAUGAUGUCUCAGCAGAUCAUUCGGUCUUCAACAUUUCCGCAGACCGAUGUCCUUUCAAGCUCACUUGAAGCAGAGCAUCGGUAUGUAUUUUUCCAAUUAUUGACAUGGUUUUAACCUGUUGAAAAAUACUGCUUGCUGGAAGGAUAGGUAUACAGCAGCGGCAGGGAAAUGUUUUGACCUGGUGGAGCAGAACCUUGUCUGUCCAUGGGCCAACUUUUGACAGGUAGGCGGGACAACCUGUCAGUCGACUGACAUCAAUUCCCAGUGGAACUCAGUCAUGCAGUUGAUCCAGUAGGCUUGAACUCAGCUGAUGGGCAGUGACUUCAUCUUGGUUUUCUGCAAGGAUCAGCUAUGCUAUCAUGUUUCUCGGGCAGAACAGCAUAGCUGAUUAAGCCAUACUUCCACCUGCCCCACACCUGAUGUCACAUGAUGACAGGUGUAGGGCAGGUGUCUCUGGUUUGGGGAAAAUAGUAUCAUGGGCAAAAUUUAGCCCCUUGCCUGGCCAAAUUUGACUUGAGGGCUGAAGGGUCCCCACCCCUUGUAUACAAGGUUAAGUUGGCUUACAAUAGGAAUUAACUUGAUCGUUUUGAUCCAGUAUUUCACAUACUGCAUAUAAAUAGUAUGUUCAGUUUCUUGAAUGGAGUUAUUGUAAUUCAGCUGUAUGAUCCUUGAAGUGUUGUUUUAUUUAUAUUGUUUUAAGUUGAAUAUUUGCCUCUGUUGUAUCCUAAAGAAUGGGUUAGAAAUACAUUUAAAUAAGCAUCCAUGUACAGACCCCUUUCGUGCACUGGGUUUUCUGAUGUAUUGAUGUGCCACUGUUCUUUCUCGACUGGGAAGAAGAGAGGCAUGAAGAAAAAAUGGGCAGGGAAGUGAAGCAAACCUUUUGCUUUUUCAAUCACUUUCUCCAAAAAGUCUUAAGAAUGCAAGGUUGUGAGAGCUGGCCAGAAGAUGGAUUAAAUUGCACCCUUCAGAGCAAUUAGAUUGGGUCUGGAGAAUGAAAGUUGCUGAUCUUUUUAUAAAUGUACACAUUUUUAUUUCCUUUGUAAAGAUUGUUAAAGGAGAUGGGUUGGCAGGAAGACAGUGAAAACGAUGAGACCUGUGCUCCGCUAACUGAGGAUGAAAUGAGGGAAUUUCAGGUCAUUAGUGAACAGGUGAGAGCGAAAGCUAGCCCUACAUAACUUGAGUUUGUUAUGUUUCAAGUGAAAUAUUCUAUUGAGCUGGAUAGAAGAUGGACAUCUUUCUUACAUUCCAUAUUGAAGCAUUUCAGUGUUAAAAUGAUCAACUAGUACCUUCUUAAUGCCUGAGAGAGCCGAUAGCUCAUAUAAGCCUCCAUAUUUUUGUGCUGCCCGCACAACUAUUUAUGGUGGCAAUGGGAAUCUUGUUUUCCUAUAAGAGCCUGUUUGUUAGAUACACAUUGGUGAGUGUUUUAAAUUACAAGGGCAAGAGGUUUCUUACUGUUGGUUGACCUCUUAUUUAAACUUUUCGCAUCCUGUUCCAUCCCUUAGAUUUGAGCCUUGAAUAUUGCAGGGGGAAUUUCCAAUAUUUAGUCUGAGGAAAUAUUUUGUAAAUCUACUGGUUCAGAGAUACAGGAGGGGAAGAUGGGUAUCUAGAAACUAGGUAAUUCCUAUAAGACCAUAGACCCCUAUUUGAAGGGAUGUUUGAACUAUUUGAAUUGGGUUUGAAAUGGGGUUCAGCUUACUAAUGGCUGCAGAAAGUUUUGUGUAUUCAUAUUAAAGUAGCCUCCCCCCUUUAUCCAGUUCAGCUUUAUAGAAUCAGGGUUGUGGCAGUAGAGACAACUUACUGUAUAUAUGCAAACAAUAUGUAAACCACACUCAGUUUAUGGGAAAUGGAAUUGUAACUAGAGAUUUACAUCUAUGUUCAUGGCUCUCUUUAACCUCAUACUUUGACUUGAGAUCUAAUGACAGGAAUCUAAUUACAUGCUUAUUUUCAUGUUUGUUACUAAAAAAACCCCAAAAACCCCUGGAAAUGCAAGCAUCUACAAAACAUAGUACUAAUGCCAUUGUUGAAUCUUGCGAAGUUAAUUUUUGUUACCAAACGUGAAAUAUACACAUGCUUAACACCUUGUACAAAAAUAAAUGCUUUUCAUUCUGCCAUUUUCAGAUAGCUAAAUUGAUUUGUGCUUUAAAUUUCAGUUACAAAAAAAUGGCCUUAGGAAAAAUGGUAUUCUAAAAAACGGCCUCAUCUGUGACUUCAAAUUCAGUCCCUGGAAAAACAGCACUUUCAAACCAACAAUUGAGAAUGAAGACACGGAGACAAGCAGCAGUGACACAUCAGAUGAUGAUGAUGUGUGA
Molecule: messenger RNA, 16147 nt
Organism: Podarcis lilfordi (Lilford's wall lizard)
Lineage: Eukaryota; Metazoa; Chordata; Lepidosauria; Squamata; Lacertidae
Source: the annotation of a GenBank genome assembly